This is a messenger RNA of Gamsiella multidivaricata, 3153 nucleotides long. RefSeq names its product glycosyltransferase family 20-domain-containing protein. NCBI's taxonomy places the organism in Eukaryota, Fungi, Mortierellomycota, Mortierellomycetes, Mortierellales, Mortierellaceae. The transcript is spliced from 7 exons. The record is from RefSeq and is a predicted model, not a curated record. Gene Ontology annotation, cellular component: alpha,alpha-trehalose-phosphate synthase complex (UDP-forming); cytosol. Gene Ontology annotation, molecular function: catalytic activity. Gene Ontology annotation, biological process: trehalose biosynthetic process. Bases 162 to 3086 code for a protein of 974 amino acids.
GCCCUCCUCUUCACUCACUCAUUCACUCACUCACCCACUCACCUCCACUCCAUCGUCCAUCGCAUCCUCCUCAAGGCUCCUAGUCCUAGUCCUUUGUUCUUCUGUCUGAUUUUACCUCCUGUCGCCCAAAAUAUAGCCAAGCCAAGAGAUAAAGCAAGCCAAUGUCCUCCAUAGUCACCCACCACCCCAUGUCCUCAUCAACCUCCCUCAGCGCACCCAAGUUCGUGCCCCUGACCGAGCUGCCCGAGACCGCCCAGAUCGUCCUCAGCGAGAAGCCAAGGCUCAUCAACGUCACCCACCAGAUCCCCUAUGCCUGCACCAUCAUCGAUCGACCGGCCGCCAGUGCCCCCAACAAUGGUCUGUCCUCCACCUCAGCCAGCAGUCUCGGAUCGCCCGCCAACAGACGGCCCUCCAUGGCUGUGCCCCGUCAUCCCGCUGCCUCCUCUCCUUCUCAGGAAUCGGUCGAUCCCACUUCUGCGACAGACAGCGCAGCGGGAGCUGCCAAUGCUAAUUUGAAUCCCAAUCCCAAUGCCAAUACGGGCACAGCCACUGAUCCUUCCCUUCUCGAGAACGGAGACUGCAUCCUCGAUCCAAGGCGCGGCCACUCUGCUAUGUAUUCGGGAGUCAAGUCGCUGGAGAGAGACAUUGAGACGAUCCAGAUCGGAUGGGUCGGUGAGCUGGCAGAUCAGGACGGAUAUGUCGUUCCAUCCAAGAACCUGAGCGAGCAGCACAAGCAGAACCUCAAGGACAAGCUGUGGCAAAAGGAAAAGGUCGUGCCCAUCUUCCUGGACGAUAACCGGGCAGCAGGACACUACGAAGGCUACUGCAAGACAGUGCUUUGGCCAUUGUUCCAUUACAUUCUCUGGGACGAGGCCACCAAUGGCCGAGUGGAGAAGCAGAACUGGGAGGACUACGUCUUUGUCAACCAGCAGUUCGCAGACGCCAUUGUGGAGCAGUACCAGCCCGGCGACAUUGUGUGGAUUCAUGAUUACCAUCUGCUUCUCGUGCCGCAUUUGCUUCGUCAAAAGCUGCCCGGGGCAGCCAUUGGUGUCUUUAUCCACGCGCCCUUCCCGUCGUCUGAAAUCUUCAGGUGUCUCCCAAAGCGUGUGGAGGUCCUGAAUGGUCUUCUUGGUGCAAACCAGAUUGGAUUCCAGACGUACUCGUAUGCCCGCCACUUUAUCAGCUGUUGCACGCGUGUCAAUGGCUACGAAUCCACACCUCGCGGUGUAGAUGCCAUGGGAACCACCGUUUGGGUUGGAACAUUCCCGAUCGGGAUCGAUGCCGAGAGGGUCGAGCGUCAGCGCAAGGCUCCUGGAGUCCUGCCAAAGAUGGAGGCCAUCCGCAAGACCUACAAGGGCAAGCGCAUCAUCGUCGGCCGUGAUAAGUUGGACCUGGUCAAGGGUGUCCAGCAGAAACUGCAGGCCUUUGAAAAGUUCCUGAAUGACUAUCCCGAGAUGCAGGGUGAGGUCGUCCUGAUUCAAGUGACGUCUCCUCCUCUGGUCGAAAACCCCAAGCUGGAGGCCAAGAUCGCCGAGUUGGUUGCGCACAUCAACGGCACAUACGGUUCUCUCAACUUUACGCCUGUCCACCAUUAUCACCAGCACAUUGAUCGCGACGAGUACUAUGCCUUGCUGUCGAUCGCAGACAUUGGUCUGAUUACAUCCGUCAGGGACGGCAUGAAUACCACCUCGCUCGAAUAUAUCAUGUGCCAGUCCGAAAACCACGGUCCUCUUAUCCUCAGUGAAUUCACAGGAACUGCAGGAAGCUUGGGUGGAGCAUUGAUGGUCAACCCUUGGGACUACCAGGGCGUUGCUCGCGUUAUCUACGAUGCCCUGCAUCUCUCGGAGGAGGACAAGCGUACUCGGCAUAGCCAACUUCACGAACACGUGCUGUCACACACGGCUCAAUAUUGGGCCAAGCACUUUGUCUCGGAAUUGGUCUUGAACGCCAGCACCUGGGACCAGUCAACACCCACGCCGUAUCUCGACUUGAGCGUCAUUGUCGACAAAUACCGCAGUUCCAAGAAGCGUCUCUUGAUGUUCGACUACGAUGGUACACUCACUCCUAUCCGAAAGACACCCGGCGCAGCUGUCCCACAGGAGCAUAUGCUGAAGGCCCUGACUGCGCUCGCCAGUGACCCCGACAACGUUGUGUGGGUCAUCUCUGGCAGAGAUCAAAAGGUCUUGGAGGAAUGGUUGGGCGAUGUCGAGAACCUUGGUUUCAGUGCCGAGCACGGAUCGUUCAUGCGACAGCCCGGCAGCAAGAAAUGGAUCAACCUGACAGAGUCGCUCGACAUGAGCUGGAAGAACGAUGUCAUCGAGAUCUUUACCUACUACACAGAGCGUACACAGGGAUCGUUCAUUGAGCACAAGCGAUCUUCGCUCACCUGGCACUACCGCAUGGCUGACCCCGAAUUCGGUAACUUCCAGGCUAAGGAGUGCCAGAACCAUCUCGAGAACGCGGUCCUGUCCAAGCUCCCUGUCGAGAUCCUAGUUGGCAAGAAGAAUCUGGAGGUCCGACCCACGAUUGUCAACAAGGGUGAGAUUGUCAAGAGGCUGCUAAGCCAGCACCCUGAGAUCGACUUCGUCCUCUGCGCCGGAGACGACAAGACGGACGAGGACAUGUUCAGGGCAUUGGCGGGAGUCAGCAACGGCGGUGGCCAGAACCGUCGCGAGUCGCUCAACAACCGGGGUGCGAUCAUUGAGCCCUACAACGACGAGCUCGUGGCAGCGACUGCGGCCAAGAUCGCACAGGCCACGCUUCAGCACUCUCUCGAGCACUCGGUCAUCCCCCAUCGUCAAGACAGCUCCGGACCCAACGGCAUCGCCAAGACCCCCAACGGAUCCCAUCUGAGGCCACCAGAGCCAUUCUCUGCUAAGCGGAACCAGCCCUCACCAUCGACGCCUGGAUCCAUCACCAGUCUUACAUCGAUCAGCUCUCAGGGAUCAUCCACGAAUUUGGCGGACGAGCACUUUUCGAUCACGAUCGGACAUGCUCUCAAGAAGACGCUUGCUAACUGGCACGUUAGCAGCCCUGAAGAACUGAUCCGUGUCCUUGGCAUCCUCUCCGGAACCAUCGAUGCAUAGACAAGAGGAUAAUCCGCAACUGUGUCCUAGAGUUAUCAAGGCAUAUUUGUAUAUAGCUUUAACACAC